Volvox carteri f. nagariensis is the source of this 999-nucleotide messenger RNA. RefSeq lists its product as uncharacterized. Bases 1 to 999 code for a protein of 332 amino acids. Lineage: Eukaryota; Viridiplantae; Chlorophyta; Chlorophyceae; Chlamydomonadales; Volvocaceae. The transcript has 3 exons. The record is from RefSeq and is a predicted model, not a curated record.
AUGGCCGUACCUUACCUCGUUAGUGCCAACCCCGUUAGUUCUUAUCGCGCAGUCAGCAGGGUGAUGAAUAUCGUGCCUGUGCCGGUGCCCGUACCCGUGUUCCUACCGGUGCCCAUGUCGGUGCCCGUACCCGUGUUCCUACCGGUGCCCAUGUCGGUGCCCGUGCCCGUGCCCGUGCCCGUGCCGGUGCCCAUGUCGGUGCCCGUGCCCGUGCCCGUGCCGGUGGCCAUGUCGGUGCCCGUGGCCGUGCCGCUGGCGAAGGAGGAGCAAAUGGCGAUUCUCGCCCGCUUGGAACUGGCGGCCACAGCCCAUGCAGAGCUGGCACUCAUCGCCGCCAUGCCGCAGGUACCCCUUGAUCUUAAGGAACGCCUGGUCCUGCUGUACAACACCGUCAGCAGCUCAAUAACGCCCUUCACGGCGAACAUCUCCGCAUCCGUCAGCAACCCCAGCCACUCAGCUGCACCCACCUACGACAGCAGCAACACCACUCCGGUGACACCAAGGGCACGCAGCACGACACCGCGUCAUACCGGCGCCGCCGGUGGGGCCCCUCUAGGCGGCAACAACGGCUCCCUCGUACUGCCGUAUGCACGUGCACUGGUCGGCAACCAUGUGUACAUUCCAGGCAUGUCUGCCAGCGCCGCACGCGCAGGCGGCAGCACGGCUGCUGGAACCUCCGGUGCAUCGCACCUUUUAGGUGAUUGUGGGGGCGGGAGCGCCGCCAGCGGCAACGGUGGGGCCAGCAGCAGCGCUCGCGGGCCCAGGACGGCCCCGCGGCCCUUCAGCGCCAUCCGGGGUGGGGAUACGGAUGCAGGGCCCCGGGUGAACCAGCCGAUGCAGACUCAGCAGCAGGAAACGGGCCUGGGGAUAACCGCAGCGGAAAUAGCAGGCAUGGAGAGUCUAACCGCCGCAUUCGCGAGGUAUGACUCGUACACAGGGACUGGUGACUCUGCUUGGGCUACAUCCCCCCAGAUGGCCGACCCCGGGCAUCAGUCCUGA